This is a messenger RNA of Scaptodrosophila lebanonensis, 5258 nucleotides long. It is a transcript of the gene tho2, whose product is annotated as THO complex subunit 2. The transcript is spliced from 15 exons. Gene Ontology annotation, molecular function: mRNA binding. Bases 108 to 4958 code for a protein of 1616 amino acids. Lineage: Eukaryota; Metazoa; Arthropoda; Insecta; Diptera; Drosophilidae. The record is from RefSeq and is a predicted model, not a curated record. Gene Ontology annotation, biological process: mRNA processing; mRNA export from nucleus. Gene Ontology annotation, cellular component: THO complex part of transcription export complex.
AGAAGAGAAAAUUUUAAAAAUAUAAAUAAAUACGAGAGAAGAAUUAGACAAAUAGUUUCGACCUGUUAGAAAACGUGUCGUUCUCAUCUCGCGUUUAAUUUGCUUGUAUGCGGCGUUUUAAGAAACUUACAAAGAGUCACAGCGUGACAGAGGCCGAUACAGCGGUGGCUGAGAAUGAGAAUGGUAGCAGCGCCAUUCGCGUUCGGGAGACAACAAGCAUGGCGAACGAGACUUUACUGAACCUGGAGAUCUUUAAGCACUUUGAUAAAUCGGGCAGGAGUGAAUUUGUGAAAUACAUAAAACAGCAGCUGCAGGAUAAGCCAGAUAGUCCCGUCUUUGAUUGCAAUGGCGCAUUUAAACAGGGCAUUUCGAAUGCCAUCUACGAGUUGCUCUGGCAGGCGUUACGGUUCAAGCUCAAAAAGGAUAGCGUCCUGCACGUUCUUACCGACGUUGUGGCAUUGCAUAAGGAAUUUCCAAGUCUCAUACUGGACAUCAUUAAUAUACUGGAUAGCGAAACAUCACUUAUGACAGAGGGCCUGCAGGAGGAGCGACAUUGCUUCGUGCAAAUAGUCAAGGACUUGGACAAGGUGGUGCCGGAGAGCUUGCUUAAGGAGCGCCUGGAGAUUGACACGCUGCAGGAGGUGGGCAUUGUGAAGAACAAGAGCUUCUACACAAAAUUCAUCAAGGUCAAGACCAAGUUAUACUACAAGCAGCGUCGCUUCAAUUUGUUCCGUGAGGAGAGCGAGGGCUUCGCCAAGCUCAUAACGGAGCUAAAUCAGGACUUUGAAAAACACACAACCCCAGACAGCAUUAUGGACAUAAUCAAGUCAUUAAUAGGCUGUUUCAAUUUGGAUCCCAAUCGUGUGCUUGAUAUUAUUAUUGAGUCCUUUGAAACGCGUCCUGACCGCUGGCAGCUUUUCAUACCAUUAUUGCGAAGCUACAUGCCAGCUGGUGCCAUCAUUUGUGAAGUGCUAGGUUAUAAAUUUUGCCAUUUUAAGGCCUCAAGAACGCCGCGUUCCCUUUUCCAUGUCUGCUCGCUGCUCCUCAAACACGGCGUCAUUGAACUGAACGAUGUAUACUCAUGGCUCACUCCUAGCGAUGCGAGCAUCAAAUCAGAUUGGGAAGCUGAAAUCGUAGAUGCCAAAGAAAUGGUGCGGAAACUUAAUUUGAUAUCGACCAAUAAAAAGGAAGAUGAUAAGGAGACACAAGCACCGCCGUCGGUCAAGAAAUUCGAUGAGGAGAAGUACAAUGCCAAUCAAAAGUUUGGGCUGUGUGAGGCAUUGCUGAAAGUUGGCGACUGGGAAAAUGCAUAUAAAAUCAUACAAAAACUGCCAGAACAAGCGAUUGUGGUGCAGGAGCCUAUUGCACGCGCCAUUGCCGAACUUAUACAUUUGUCUGUGGAGCAAGUGUACUAUAAGAAAUGCUUUAAAGCCCCCGCCGGUCGUAAGCCUAGUCGCAGCCGUCUAUACGACGAUACCAAGCUGGUAGCUAAGAUGCAAGCCCGCAAUUUCAGCGAUUUACGCAAGUAUACUUGGCCAAUGGCUAAAGUUUUGGGUCCUGCCAUGCACUACGAUACUGUGUUAAUGUACAAAUUGGUACGGAUCAUGGCCACACUCAUUGUGGAUAUGGGCGUGGACAGUUUAAAUGGGCCGCCGCCCAAUUCCGAAGCAGAGCAGCAUUACUAUGACAUUAUGACUGUGCUGGACUCCAGCAUUCUACCCUCACUAUUAUAUUUGGACCACAAUUGUUCCAUGUCUGAGGAAAUUUGGGCUGUGCUCAAAUAUUUUCCAUAUCAUUUUCGGUACAGCUUGUAUGCGCGAUGGAAGAACGACAGCUAUUUGCUUCAUCCCAAUUUAAUAAGACGUUGUGGGCUGGCACAGCGGGACAUCAAAGCCCUGAUGAAGCGCGUGAGUAAGGAAAAUGUUAAGCAGUUGGGCAGACUCGUGGGCAAAUACAGCCAUUGUGCUCCCGGUCUCUUAUUUGACUAUAUUCUAUUGCAAAUACAAAUUUAUGACAAUCUCAUUGGACCUGUUUGUGACAUGCUCAAGUAUUUGACGGCGUUGUCAUUCGACUGUUUGGGUUAUUGCAUUAUAGAAUCACUGACGAUGACGGAACGCAUGCGUUUCAAGGACGAUGGAACUUCGUUGUCGCUUUGGUUGCAGAGUUUGGCCUCUUUCUGUGGCACUAUAUAUAAAAAGUACAGCAUUGAGCUGAGCGGUUUGCUGCAAUAUGUCGCCAAUCAGUUGAAGUCGCAAAAGAGCCUCGACUUGCUGAUAUUGCGUGAAAUUGUGCAUAAAAUGGCUGGUGUGGAAUCUGCUGAGGAGAUGACCAACGACCAGUUGCAGGCCAUGUGCGGUGGCGAGCAGUUGCGGGGAGAGGCCGGCUAUUUUAGUCAGGUGCGCAAUACUAAAAAAUCAUCAAAUCGCCUAAAGGAGGCCUUAGCGAACAAUGAUCUCGCCGUUGCGAUUUGCUUGCUGAUGGCGCAACAAAAGCAUUGUGUUAUCUAUCGUGAAACUGCAGCGCAUAGUCAUCUUAAACUCGUGGGUAAUCUUUACGACCAGUGCCAGGAUACUUUGGUGCAGUUUGGCACCUUUCUGGGCUCCACCUAUUCCGUUGACGAAUAUGUCGAACGUUUGCCCUCGAUCAUAACCAUGCUGCGUGAAUAUCACAUUAAUACUGAUGUGGCAUUCUUCUUGGCACGUCCCAUGUUUACUCAUCAGAUCAAUCAAAAAUACGAUCAGCUCCGUAAGGCCGAUCCCAAUGCGAAAAAGUUAACUACAACGCAGAAAAUGCAAAAAUAUCUAGAAGCUACACAGCUCAUAAUGAAUCCGAUUGUGGAAUCUGUACGGCCAUUGCACAGCUCCAAAGUAUGGGAGGACAUCAGUCCUCAGUUCUUGGUUACCUUCUGGAGCCUAAGUAUGUACGAUCUGCACGUGCCAAAUGAAAGUUAUCAGCGCGAAAUUGGCAAACUGAAGCAGUUGUCGCAACAGGCCGCAGAAGGCAAGGACUCGAAUCAAUCCAAAAACAAAAAGGAACAGGAACGUUAUAUUGCGUUGAUGGAGAAACUGAAUGAUGAACGUAAGAAGCAACACGAGCAUGUAGACAAGAUCUCGCAGCGACUACAGGAGCAAAAGGAUAGCUGGUUCCUGUUGCGGUCAGCCAAAUCAGCCAAGAACGAUACAAUUACGCAAUUUCUUCAACUAUGUCUCUUCCCACGUUGCACUUUUACGGCACUGGAUGCGCUUUAUUGCGCAAAAUUCGUGCACACAAUUCACAAUCUAAAGACUUCAAAUUUUUCCACAUUGCUCUGCUACGAUCGCAUCUUCUGCGACAUUACCUACUCCGUUACUUCGUGCACAGAAGGCGAGGCCACACGUUACGGGCGUUUCCUUUGUGCCAUGCUCGAAACCGUCAUGCGUUGGCAUGCCGAUCAGGCGGUCUUUAACAAAGAAUGCGCAAAUUAUCCUGGUUUUGUUACCAAAUUCCGUGUCAGCAACCAAUUCUCCGAAGCCAACGAUCAUGUCGGUUAUGAGAAUUAUCGCCAUGUCUGCCAUAAAUGGCAUUAUAAAAUUACUAAGGCAAUUGUUUUCUGUCUGGACUCGAAAGAUUUUAUGCAAAUUCGCAAUGCUUUGAUUAUUUUAAUGCGCAUACUGCCACAUUAUCCCGUGCUGGCAAAGUUGGCUCAAAUCAUUGAGCGUAAAGUUGACAAAGUCCGUGAGGAGGAGAAGACGAAACGUCCAGAUCUUUAUGCAAUUGCUUCAAGUUAUAUUGGACAAUUGAAGCAGAAGACCUCGCAAAUGCUAAAGGAGAGUGAUUUCCAUCAGGUGGCCGAACGACCCAAUAAGGAAUCCCCUCCACCACCCAUUGGUACGAUAAAAGGACAGCCCAUUGAGAAAACAACCACCAGCACACCCAUUGCAAAAGGUGCCAAUAGCAGUACGUUUUUAUUUGAGCAGAAGCCUGUGAAACAGGACCUGGAGGUUAAGGCGGCUUCGACACCACGCGUCGAAUCAAAAAGUGUGAAAACGGAGUCAGCAUCACCUCCAGUAUCAUCUGGCAAGUCUGGAAAUGAACGUGAGAUUAAGCAUACUGUGCGCGAUGGCAGCAACAGAGAAUCGUCGAGUCGUCCAGAAGAGCAGCAGCAGCAGCAACAACAACCCACCAAUAACAUCAGCACGACCAACAACAGUAAUGGGAACAGUCAGAGCGAGCGGCGCAGUCGGGAAUUGGAGCGCGAUCACGAUCGGCACAGCAGCAUAAGCAGUCAUCGGAGCUCGCGUGAAAUUCGUACGAAAGAGCGUGAUGUGGAGCAAAGGAUGCGGGAGCGACCGGUGCGUUUAGAGGAACUAGAGUCUGCGGCCCAACGCGCCCUAAAGCGUGAGAAGACGAGGCGGGAUGAACGACAUCGUCAAGAUGGAAACUCUGGAGUUGAGACUGUGGAUUUGGUGGGCAGUGUAGGCAACGAACAUCGAAGCUAUGAAGAAUACGACGGACGUACCAGAGACCGAGAUUUAAGUUCAGUUUCCAAUGAAAGCAACGGCUCGUUGCAGCACCGGCGAGAAGAAUAUGAAAAAGAUUCUAAGCGCCGUAAAUUGGAAUCAUCAUCGAGCAGUUCAAAGAAGGUCGAAGAACUCGUAGAUAGCGUAAAGAAAGCACGGGGCCUCAAAACAAAGGAGCGCAACAAGGACAAAUUGUCUGAUGAAGAGCGAGAUGCGCGCAAGGAUCGUAAAUUGGGACGCAAGCGAGACCGAAAUGAGGAGUCAAAUAGCGGCGAACACAAACGCAGACGUGAAGCACAAAAUGGUGAAGAGGAUUUGCGUGAGCGCGAGAGGCACAGGGAGAAAUCGCCACGCGAGCGUUCGCACGAGAAAUUUGAGAGGGAACGUGGCGGCAGUUCACGAAGCGAUGAACGACAGUACGGGAUUAAGUCAACACGAUCCUCCAGGGCUAACUAUUAGACGUUGUCGUGGCGACUGUUUAGUCUGAGCGCAUUAUAUGAAAUACAAAAGAAAAAUACAUUUUUUAGGGGCUCCAACUAAUAUUUUUAAAACAAAGUGCGAACCUAAUAUCAAUUUUUCAUUUCUAGUUAUUAUUCUAAACAAUUCAAACAACAAAUAUAAAAAAACAACAUUAAGAAAGAAAAAAAACACGCUUAGAAGGUGUUAUAACGAAAAUUGUACAAAGAAUUAUUGUAAAAGAUUUUUCCAGUAAAACAAAAAUAUAGUGUUCAAAAAAUAAAGUUUUAAUGUGCACGUGAA